AAAAAGACUGCAAGACAAUAUAUUCCAAAUUAAAGGGUGAAUUUUGUUUUGAAUUUUAAGUAGGAAAUGAAUCUGCUAUGACGUUUUAACCGUACCCACCCUUUCACGAUUGUUAUUGUACUUUUCUGAAGACGUAAGUGUCAAGCUGUUAGAAAGUAAAUAAUUGGUUGUAUUUUUAAAUUUCUACUUAAAUAUAUUCUUCAGUUCGAAACUUCAAGUCCAUUUACUUUCUUCCAUAUCAUCAUGAUUAACUUAACACUUUGUUUUAAUUCACGAAUUCAUUGACCCGAUUCUAUGAUUCAUUCAGAAGCGUCUAUUUAAAGUUUAAUAAUGUGUGCUAGAACUGAAAAUUCCUUGGAUGAUAUGUGGGCAGACUUGAAAUCUGGUAUCGAACAAAUUUAUGCUAAUGAUAUUUCAAAAUCUGAUUAUUUACGACUAUAUACUUUAGUGUAUGAUUUCUGCACAAGUGCUACUUACGGAUGUGCCCCAUCCAACAACAAUCAACUGCAUAAGAAAUUGACUAAUUUUUUCCGCACUUAUCUCCGAUCUGUGUAUGAGAAAUGUGACGACUUUAUUGACGAACCACUGCUGACGCACUAUAUGCAAUUAUGGCAAGACUAUCGUUUCUCAAGCAAAGUUUUAAGUGGUGUCUGUGCUUAUCUCAAUAGACAUUGGGUACGCCGUGAGAGAGAAAAGAGUCGAAUCGAAGUGUUAGAGGUAUAUCAUUUAGCUCUGGUUUCUUGGAGAGACUAUCUGUUGGAUCCGUUAAAAAGACGAAUGUCUAGUGCUGUACUUAAACUCAUUGAAAAGGAAAGAAAUGGGGAAACUGUCAAUACCAGGCUCAUCAGUAUUGCUUUAAACUCCUAUAUUGAAAUGGGAAUUAAUUGCUCCGAUCCAUACUCUGAGCAUCCUAGUUUAUACUUGUAUAAAGAGGCAUUUGAAACAGCUUUCCUCGCUGAAACGGAAAUUUUUUAUGUUACUGAAAGUGCAUCCAUUGUUAGAAAGAAUCCUGUCUCUGAGUUCAUGAAAAAAAUCGAAAUCUGGUUUCUCGAAGAACAGCGGAGAGCACAGUUAUAUUUGCACGAGUCCACACUCGAAGCCCUCGUCCGCAUUCUCGAGAAUAUUGUGAUAUCUAAAUACAUGGAAACUUUUCAUUCUGAAUUUCAAACACUGUUAUCUUAUAAUAAAAUAGAUGACCUUAAGCGUAUGUACCAACUUCUUUAUAGGGUUUUAGGGGGACUCGAUCAAUUAAAGGUUCAAUUUCAAGAAUAUGUUACACAGCAAGGACUCGAGGCCAUCGAGAAAUAUAACGAUUCGAACGAUCCUAAAACAUAUAUUAAUUCUAUUCUCGAAAUACACCAAAGGUUCAAUUCGAUUGUCAUCACUGCUUUUGAAAGUGAGGCUGGAUUUGCCACUGCUUUGGAUAAGGCUUGUGAGAGAUUCAUUAACAAAAAUUCGGUUACGGAGAGCAGUGGAUCAUCUAGUAAAUCAGCUGAACUUUUAGCAAAAUACUGUGACUUAUUAUUGAAAAAGAAACCCCGUGAUGCUGAAGAGAUGGAGAUUGUGGAUAAUUUGAACCAGGCUAUGACUAUAUUUAAAUACAUUGAAGAAAAAGAUAUAUUUCAGAGUUUUUAUAGUAAAAUGUUGGCUAAAAGACUCGUUCAGCAAAUGAGUGUCUCUGGUAAUGACGAUGCCGAGACUAUUAUGAUUGCAAAGCUACGGGAGGCGUGUGGAUUCGAAUAUACCGCUAAAUUGCAGCGAAUGUUUCAAGAUGUUUGUGUGAGCAGAGAUUUGAAUGAAAACUUUAAAAAUUCUGGCCCACCCCUUGAUGUUGACUUCAGCAUUAAUGUUAUCAGUUCAUCUUCAUGGCCUUUUCAUCAAACUCUCACUUUUUCACUUCCCCAGGAGCUCGAGCAAAGUGUUCAGCAGUUUACAAAUUUUUACUGUACACGUUAUAGUGGAAGGAAACUAACCUGGCUGCACGGCAUGUCUCGAGGAGAAUUAGUUUCUAAAUGUUUUGAUAAACCUUACACAUUUCAGACUUCAACCUUUCAAAUGGCCGUUCUGCUUCAGUUUAAUUCUUCAGAUUCUCUAUCUGUUUCUCAGCUUGAAGAAAGCACAGGAAUACGUUCAGACAUUCUGCUGCAAGUACUACAGGCUCUCGUAAAGCUGAAAUUGCUAAAAAUUGAGGAAGGUAACACUGUAAACACGAGUUCUCAAGUUUCUCUGUCGCUUUCGUAUCGAAACAAAAAACUCAAAGUGAACAUCAACGUUCCGAUAAAGUCUGAAACUAAAUCAGAGCAAGAAACUGUUCACAGGCAUGUUGAAGAGGACAGGAAGCUCUUGAUUCAAGCUGCUAUCGUCCGGAUAGCGAAAAUUCGAAAGGUCGUCAAACACCACAUUCUGUUGUCGGAGGUCCUCAAUCAGUUGUCCCAAAGAUUUAAUCCUAAAAUUCCUGUUAUAAAAAAAUGCAUUGAUAUAUUGAUUGAAAAAGAGUAUUUGAAAAGAGUUGAAAAAGAUUCCUAUUGCUACGUAGCAUAAAUUUAUUUCUGUUUGUUAUGUAAUUCAAAAGCUGUGUAAAAAUGUAUCUAUAGCAUAUUGUGAUUCAUAACAUCUAUGUCUUUACAAUCUGGUUGGUUAUUCAUGUCAUGGAAUGCUUUUAUUUAAAUGAUCAGUGUGCAAUGUUUAUUCUUUGCGUGAAUGACGCUCUUAUAUAAAUUUUGUUUACUAACUGACAUCUGUUCAUUAUAAAUUAAAGUAUCACAUCGAUCCUAUUUAUUUUCUACGAUGUAAAAUAGAAAAAAGUUGCUAGAUUAAUUUUUCCUUUAUUCUGUAUAAAGAAUUGUUUGUCUUGAAUCUUUUCAUUUCAUUAUAAAAUGGAAUUGGGCAUUUUCAAAAUUAUAUUCCAGUUCUUGUACAGCUGAUGACUUAUAUUAAGAAAUAAAAAUAUAUUAGUUUAUAAAUUA
Messenger RNA from Parasteatoda tepidariorum (common house spider), 2966 nucleotides. RefSeq names its product cullin-1. Gene Ontology annotation, biological process: ubiquitin-dependent protein catabolic process. Gene Ontology annotation, cellular component: cullin-RING ubiquitin ligase complex. Gene Ontology annotation, molecular function: ubiquitin protein ligase binding. NCBI's taxonomy places the organism in Eukaryota, Metazoa, Arthropoda, Arachnida, Araneae, Theridiidae. The record is from RefSeq and is a predicted model, not a curated record.